AUGGAAGAUUUAAAAAGACAAUUAUGUUUUAAUAUUAAAAACUCAAUUAUUCAUACAGUUGAUACAGAGGAUCAAUGUUAUGUUAUGGAUAUAUCAGUUACACCAAGUUUAUUAGCUGCAGCAGGUUCAAAUUUCCUUAUUAAAGUCUAUGAUAGAUCAAAUAACUCAAUUGUAAAUAUUUUAAAUGGUCAUAAAGAUAGAAUUAACGAGAUUAGAUUUAUCGAAAAUACAAAUACAUUAUUAUCAUGUUCAGAAGAUAAAACUGUUAGAAUUUGGGAUUGCAAAACUGGUCAAUCAACCUCUAUUAAUCAACAAGAUGAAAUUUAUAGUUUUGAUUUAAAUGGUGAGAUUUUAGCAAUGGGUGUUGGAUCAACUGUAGUUUUAUAUAAUAUUUCAACCAAAAAAUUAAUUAGAAAGUUUGAAGAGUCACAUACACAAGAUGUUACAAGAGUUAGAUUUCAUCCAGUUGAUAAAAAUAAAUUAAUCUCAUGUAGUGUAGAUGGGUUAAUUUGCAUGUACGAUUUAGAGCAACAAGAUGACGACGAUGCAAUUAUACAGGUUAUCAAUGCUGAGGAUUCUAUUGGAGAAAUUGGAUUCUUUGGUGACCAAUACCAAUAUCUUUAUUCAUUAUCACACACCGAAAAAUUAACCCUCUGGGAUUUAGUCAGUGGUAACAAAAUUAAACAUUUUAACGAAAUUAGAACUGUUCUUUCAGAAAGAUAUGGCUAUCAAAUCAACUAUUUGGUAACUUGUCUCUAUGAUAAAUCAUCCAAUCAAUUAAUUUUAUUUGCUGGUGACUUUGAAGGCACCGGUUACGUAUUUUUAGUAACUAACGACGAUGUUAUCGAAAUUUCAAAACUACCAUCAGUCCACACUGAUGUUUUAAGAAAUGUUUAUUGGGAUAAAUUUAAAUCUGAAUUAAUUACUUCAGCAGAAGACAGCAAAAUUGCAUUUUGGGUUUCAUCAAAUAAUAAUAAUUUAACAAAUAGUAAUAGUAAUAAAAUGGUAUAG
Molecule: messenger RNA, 1011 nt
Organism: Dictyostelium purpureum
Lineage: Eukaryota; Evosea; Eumycetozoa; Dictyosteliales; Dictyosteliaceae
Exons: 3
Coding region: 1-1011 (336 amino acids)
Molecular function (GO): protein binding
Source: RefSeq, a predicted model, not a curated record